Durotheca rogersii is the source of this 792-nucleotide messenger RNA. Its product is annotated as nucleolar essential protein 1. Lineage: Eukaryota; Fungi; Ascomycota; Sordariomycetes; Xylariales; Xylariaceae. The coding region runs from base 1 to 792 and encodes 263 amino acids. Gene Ontology annotation, cellular component: nucleolus; small-subunit processome. Gene Ontology annotation, molecular function: rRNA binding; rRNA (pseudouridine) methyltransferase activity. The transcript is spliced from 3 exons. Gene Ontology annotation, biological process: rRNA base methylation. The record is from RefSeq and is a predicted model, not a curated record.
AUGCCUUCAGUAACACCGUACCGCACUACCGGGAAACGGCCUCGUACCCAGUCUCUCCCCCCUCCCGCUCUCCCCCAGCUCGUCGCCGAACAACACGUACCCGUGGCUCCCAGUGACAAGGAUAGCCAGCGGUUAAUCGUCGUCCUGUCCAAUGCCAGCCUAGAAACCUACAAAGCCUCUCACGGAGGUGGUGUCGGCCGCAUGGGUAUGCAGCGCGAGGACAAGUACUCGCUCCUCAAUAGCGACGAGCACAUUGGAGUCAUGCGCAAGAUGAACCGCGACAUUAGCGAUGCUCGGCCCGACAUUACGCAUCAGUGCCUGCUCACCCUCCUAGAUUCGCCCAUAAAUAAGGCUGGGAAGCUGCAGAUAUAUAUCCAAACUGCCAAGGGCGUUCUCAUCGAGGUGUCGCCGACCGUGCGCAUUCCUCGGACCUUCAAACGGUUUGCGGGCCUCAUGGUUCAGCUGCUCCACCGCCUGUCCAUCCGCUCGACGAACUCGCAGGAGAAACUUCUUCGGGUCAUACAAAAUCCCAUUACGGAUCACCUCCCGCCAAACUGCCGCAAGAUAACGCUGAGCUUCGACGCAAGCACGGUGCGCGUGCGAGAUUACAUCCAAGGUCUCGGGCCCAAGGAGAGCAUUUGCGUCUUCGUUGGCGCCAUGGCCAAGGGCCCUGACAAUUUCGCCGACGAAUACGUGGACGAGAAGAUCUCCAUCAGUCAGUAUAGCCUCUCGGCUAGUGUCGCCUGCAGCAAAUUCUGCCAUGCCGCCGAAGACGUGUGGGACAUCCUGUAA